CUCUCCUCGCUCUCUCCCAUCUCAAGCUCCCCAUUUCUCCGAUUCCUCUACUCACCUCUCCCCCUCUCCCUCCUCUCCUCCCUCCUCCUCCCUACCCCAUACCUCUGUCUCUUCCACUCCUAAUUCCUCUCUCUCCUCCCUCCACUCACUUGCUUCGAGUUCCUCCUCCCUCUUCUCCCACCCCUCCUUCACCUCCCACUCCCUCACUCCCUCUCUCACUCCCUCCACCACCACCACCACACUCACCUCCCCUCACUCACUCUUCUCCAAUCCCUCUCACCAACCCUGCAAAUCCCCCCCUUGUAGCACUCUCCCUAGUGUCACCUCCCUCGCUUUAGAGCACCUGCAAGGGGUUCCUGACGCACUCCCUUAUAAGGAGCCUCACGAAAUGCAACAAACAGGGAACACUGCACGUUCAGAAUGUAACACGCCUUACUCGUGUGAAGAAGACGAGGAGAGGGAGGAGGAGGAGAGGUCUGGGAGGAGAAAUACAAGUGAAGCACACACAACUGUCACCCCUACAGCCUAUACCACCGCCCCUACCACUUCCACCAUCGGCCCUACCACCACUACCCACGCUGUACCCACCACCACCGCUCUCCACCACUCCUCCCCUUCCCCCUGCUUCCGCUGCCCGGGAGGCAGCUGCUCGCCCUCCCGAAAGUUCUUCUGCCCGCAUUUCUGCGUGCUGACUCAGACUGACGUGGCAAGGUGGCUGCUUGACAGGGCGCCUCAGCAGGAGCCUGUACCCUCUAGAAGCCUCCUCGAUUUAGGGCUCAUUCACCCCCGGAUUGUCACUGUCAAGUGCUCUGACAAUGCGUAUGAGGCGCUGCAGCUGCUGCAGUCGUCCGCUGGUGACGUCAGCGCAGUAGCCGUUGUAGACCCCUCCCUUGGACCUGCCAGCUCUGCUGCCGCCCAGAAGUCAAACACCAGCCAAUACGACUCUUACCCCAACGGCAAGCUCGUGGGCCAGCUGUCGAGUGUGGAUCUGCGUGGCUGCACUGCGCAGUUUGCCGCCCAGUAUCUGCGUGCGAUGACGGUGCACCAGCUGCUGCUGGCAGUGCCGGCUACCGAGAGGUACUGGAGGAGCAGAGAGAAAGGAGAGAAGAUGAGACUGCUGCAGCCGCUAGAGCAGCAGCAGGUGAAGGAGGACAAGGCAGACACUGGCGGUGCUUUUGCUAAUCCUGCUGCAGCUUUGUCUGCUGUUUCUCCUUAUAACGUUGGCCAGCUAAGGCCGGUGAGCAAGUGCAAGCCAGGCAGCAACCUCUGUGCGGCCAUGGCGCAAGCAUUGGCUCACCGGAACCACCGCGUGUGGGUGGUGGAUCAAGAUGGGUGUCCCACGGGUGUCGUAACGUUUAGCGACAUGAUUUCGGCGUUCCUUUCGAAUCCCAGUGUGGACGCCUUUGGUGCAUGAACAUAGAGAUGUUGAGCAAUGAGAUCAUAAUCAGCGACGAGACUGGGCACAAAGAUAGGGCUUUGACCUCUUAAAACUUGUAACUCGACUUUUCAUUACUUUCCUCAUUUAGCUA
Molecule: messenger RNA, 1529 nt
Organism: Closterium sp. NIES-67
Lineage: Eukaryota; Viridiplantae; Streptophyta; Zygnematophyceae; Desmidiales; Closteriaceae
Source: the annotation of a GenBank genome assembly